Molecule: messenger RNA, 1836 nt
Organism: Aethalodelphis obliquidens (Pacific white-sided dolphin)
Lineage: Eukaryota; Metazoa; Chordata; Mammalia; Artiodactyla; Delphinidae
Gene: PIMREG
Product: PICALM interacting mitotic regulator
Exons: 6
Coding region: 441-1160 (239 amino acids)
Source: RefSeq, a predicted model, not a curated record
GGGACGGGAGGGGGGACCUCCCGUUAGGACGGACACAUGUGGGGCUUCUGGGUAUAGCCGGAUGGACAUUGGGGUGUCUGGUCAGCCCGCCAGAGCGCGUUGGGUCAGGGCGAACCCGUGAAAGAGCCGCUGGUCCUGCCCUGGACCAAGUGCUGAGGCUCGGUGGCGGCCGGCCAGUCCUGACUGCCUCCCUCUCCGCCUGAGGCAGAUAACGGAAAAGAGGCUGGGAUGAAAAGACAGCUUGUUUCAGACACUAGCAGCACGGGACACAUUGCUGACCGGGCUUGUUCAGCCUCUACCCUCUUCUGGUCCUCGCUGACCCCUCUUCCAGGAAGCAUCCUCCUUCCUGCACCGACAGUUUCCAAGUGCCCCACCCCACGGGCCCCCAUCGCAUCUCUUCCCCCGGGUCUGCUGGGCAGAACAGACUCUCGGCCGGGCAGAUGGCUUCUCGGUGGCCGGCCGUGGGGGCCUCCAUGCGUCGGAGGUCCCUACAGAACCAGGGGCAGCUGGAGGAGAGCGAGGCCCUACAGCCUGCAGUUGGCCACCCAGACACCUCCAGCGGGGCCCUGGACUCCCUGUGCAGACAGUUCCAAAGGAGGCUGCCCCUGAGAGCAGUCAGCCUCAACCUCAGGGCGGGCCCCUCCUGGAAGCCCCUGGAAACCCCACAGCCAGGACAGCAGGGCCUCCAGGCUGCAGCUCGCUCAGCUAAGAACGCCUUGGGUGCCGUGUCCCAGAGAAUCCAGGAGUCCUGCCAAAGCGGCACCAAGUGGCUGGUGGAAACCCAGGUGAAAGCCAGGAGGAGGAAGAGGGGGGCACAGAAGGGCAGUGGCCCCCCAGCUCGCAGCCCGAGCCACAGGAGCACCCGGCUAUCAGUGGCCGCCCAUGCCCGCUCAACCCUGGAGCCCCGGGAGAGGGCGAAUCGCCGCCUCUCCACCCAGAUGGGCCCGCAUGCCCACCCUCGGCGGCGGUCCAGGAGGGAGGCUGCCUUCCGGAGCCCCUACUCCUCAGCAGAGCCCCUCUGCUCCCCCAGCGAGUCUGACAGUGACCUAGAGCCCGUGGGGGCAGGCAUCCAGCAUCUCCAGAAGCUGUCCCAAGAGCUGGAUGAGGCCAUCAUAGCCGAGGAGAGUGGCGACAUGACUGUUUCUCUCAUUCAUGACUGAGGACAGCAUCCUUCAGGGUCCGCGCCUCCCGGGAGUUCCUGGAGGACCCAGGAGCUGGCAGUGCCCCUGGGCCGCGGCAAACAGGGACCGGACUAACAAGGGCCCAGGUGGAGGCUGCUGGGGGUCUCUGCCCUUCUGCUCCAGCCACUUCCCCGCCCGCCAGUGACCACUUGCCGCAGUCUGCGAGUGACUCGGGGAGACCUCGGAGAGACGGGGGGGCUGCUCAUUCUACUCCCCUUUGGGGCUUAGAAACUCAUCCCACACGUGAGCUUUACAGUUGCUUCACUUGUAAAGUGCAGUGAAAGCACAAGGUAAUAUCUGAGAGCUCUGAGCUGCGUACCCAGGAGUAGGGUCUGCAAAGAGUCAUCUCCUGUGUCACCAGCGCAGGGGCUCUUGGGAACCCAGAUUCUAGCCCUGUUGCCCACAGCAGAGCCCCGGAAGAAGGGAUGGGAGAGAGUUCCAGGCCCCAAGACCCUGAGUCCACAGACACCUACUUACAUUCUCAGCACAGGGCACCCACCGUGGGAGUACAGGGAGAGGUAGCCCUGUUCAAUAGCAAUCUCUGCCCUUUGUAAAUUAUUUAAGAAAUCUGCUUUGUCAUUUUAUUCGAAAGAAACCAGUGUAGGAGUUUCCUAGACAACACUGCUUUUUCAUAAUAAAGACUCUCUGUAUCUGA